This is a messenger RNA of Gossypium raimondii (Peruvian cotton), 1064 nucleotides long. RefSeq lists its product as uncharacterized. The transcript is spliced from 2 exons. Lineage: Eukaryota; Viridiplantae; Streptophyta; Magnoliopsida; Malvales; Malvaceae. The coding region runs from base 197 to 961 and encodes 254 amino acids. The record is from RefSeq and is a predicted model, not a curated record.
UAUUUUUAGCUAUGAAGGGUAUAUUUCUAACCCUCUUGAUAAAAAGUUCAAAAUGAGCUUCUUUUGGUUGUGUUUUCUGAAGAUUGUUAAUAGGCUUUAAAUUCUUUUAAUCAUUUUUCCCACUUGUUUCGAGGGCUUUUGAUUUGUUUUUCUGAUGUAAAAUUAGAGGGUCGAGUUGAAAAAAAGUAAAAGAAAAAUGAAAUCCUUGAGCAGUGUAGGGCUUGGUUUGAGCAUAGUUUUUGGCUGUCUUGUAUUAGCUUUGAUUGCUGAAGUAUAUUAUCUGUUAUGGUGGAAGAACAGGUUAAGAACAAGCACAGAUCUUGAAAAUGAUUUAAAAAAUCCAGAAAUUAUAUUUGCAGAAGAAGAGCAAAGUCGUCAUCAUCAUCAUCAUCAUCAUCAUCAUCAUCAUCGUAAUCUGCAAUCGAACAAAGAUUUGUUGUUGAAGCCUUUAGAUGAAGAGCAUGGGAAUGGAAAUGGAAAUGGAAAUGAUGAGCAGCUGCCACCCAGAUUUCUCUUCACAAUUACUGAAGAAACAAUGGAGGAUUUGGAGUCUUUUGAAACCCCAUACUUAACCCCUUUUUCUUCACCUCCAUUUUUUACCCCUCCACUAACUCCAAUUGAUGUUGCUUGUUUCAGUCACCAAUUGGGAUUCAACCCUUUGUUUGAAUCCGAAGCUGAUGCAAAUUUUAAUAGGUUAAGUUCAUCAUCAUCAUCAUCAUCGCUUCAUCCUCCAGCUUCGAGGUUCAAGUUUUUGAAAGAAGCUGAAGUGAAGCUUCAUAGGAAACCAUUAAAGGAAGAUGUUCAUAACAAUGGCGGAUUUAAGCUUUCUUCAGAUUAUCUCAGAGAGGAAGAAGAUGGAUCUUUUAUCACAAUCAUUGUUGAUAACAACAAAGAAGAAAGGUUUAGUCACAUUAAUCAGCACCAAAGUCAUACUCCUUCUCAGGUACUUCGUUUUAGUUAAGACUUGUAAUUCACGUAUUCUUAUCAAGUAUGUGGAUUUUAUCCUAUCAUAAUUUUAUGUGGAUAAUUUGUGUUAUAUCGAUUUUGUAAGUUCAUAAUUAUAA